This is a messenger RNA of Fukomys damarensis (Damara mole-rat), 4566 nucleotides long. RefSeq names its product zinc finger protein 26. The coding region runs from base 414 to 3533 and encodes 1039 amino acids. NCBI's taxonomy places the organism in Eukaryota, Metazoa, Chordata, Mammalia, Rodentia, Bathyergidae. Gene Ontology annotation, cellular component: nucleus. The record is from RefSeq and is a predicted model, not a curated record. Gene Ontology annotation, molecular function: RNA polymerase II cis-regulatory region sequence-specific DNA binding; DNA-binding transcription activator activity, RNA polymerase II-specific. The transcript is spliced from 12 exons. Gene Ontology annotation, biological process: regulation of transcription by RNA polymerase II.
CUCCAACAACAACAGUAACAAGAGAAGCGAACUUCCGCCGCUGGCGUCCGGCCGAGCGCGCGUCCGCCUCAGACCCUGCCCUCCCUGCGCGGCCUGGCGAGCACUGUGGGGAGUUGGCUCGAGAAAGCCUCUUGCUUUCGGGAGGUAAACCCUUACACCCUCUGCUUGGCAAAAGACAGCGUUUACCUUCCCGGGUUAUCCUGGGGCACCUCAACACCUGUCAUCACACACAGUCUUUGAAGACAACACCGAAAGCAAAUCCCACCUUUCUCCAGGACCACAGGAAUCUACGUAGCCCUGUUUAAAAAGGAAUAGCUGUUGCUACUAUCCACUUAAGAAUCCUAAGCUGCCCUAACGUAUCUUGGAAUCACGGAAGAGCGUGAUCACACAUUUUUCACCAUUAGACUUACAAGAUGGAUGUUACCAGUUUAUCCCAUGGAAGUCUACUUUCUGGGGACUCAGUCUGCAGUCAUGAAGAAGACAUAGAGACAGAAAGGACAGUGGCUGACUCCCUGAGAGAUUACCAAGAUUCAGAAACCUUUGAGGAUAUGGCUGUGGAUGGCCUCCAGGUGGAAGAACCUUUAAUGAACCCGACGCAGACAAGCGUCCAUAGUGAUGAGAUGGUGAAGAAUUACGAGAACCUGGCCACAGUAGGAUGUCAGACACCCAUCAAACCCAGCCCUAUGGCUUGCUUGAAAGAAGAAUUGCUGACUGGGCAGAAAGGAGUUCUCCCAGCAUUGGAAAUGCAGUUACAAACCAAAGAUUCAGCACUUCAGCAGGGUUUUUUGACUGAACAUACUUCUGGUGGGAUACAACUGGACUCGGUGACCUUUGAGGAUGUGGCUGUGGAUUUCACCAAGGAGGAGUGGACUUCACUGGACCCAAUUCAGAGAAACCUUUACAAAGAUGUGAUGCUGGAGAACUACCAGAACCUAUCUACAGUUGGACGUCAGCUGUUGAAACCCAGCCUCAUCUCUUGGUUGGAGGAAGAAGUAGAAUUGACCAUAGUGGAGCGAGGCUUUCUCCAAGAAUGGGAAAUGCACCUUAAAACAAAAGGUCCACCCCUUGAGAAGGAUAUUUUCUGGUCAGAUAUAUCAAAUGAGAUACAGCAGGCAGGAAGUGACAAUGGAGGGGAGCUCUGUGACUCGAAGCAAUCUGGAAAAGUCUUCAGUGAAUAUCCAGGCUUUCAGGUACAUAUGAGUACUCCGAAUACAGAGGACACUUCAGAGUCUAAUCAAUAUGAAAAAGACUUCCUUCCGCUGCUGGAAAAAACCUCUCCUGAAGAGAAAUUCUCUCUGUUGAACCAGUGUGCAGAGCCUUCUACCCUCGCUCUAGAUACUUUCCACAGAACUACUCAAGACAAAUCCUUUGAGGGCAGCGACUCUGGGAAAGCUUUUGUUAAUCAGUCACAGCUUCGGGCCCACAUGAAAAGUCACAGUGGAGAAAACCUCUCUGAAUUGGAGCAGUGUGGGAAAGCUUUUGCUCUCUCCACAAACAGUGAUGGGUAUGCUCAAAUGCCCACUGAGAAAAAUUUCUAUGAAUGUAAGAAAUGUGGGAAAUUCUUCACACACCCAGCUUACCUUAAUAUUCAUAUGCAGAACCACCCUGUUGAAAAACCGUAUAAAUGUCAGGAAUGUGGGAAAGCCUUCACACAGCGCUCCAGCUUAAUUGUACAUCUACGACAGCACACUCGAGAGAAGUCUUACGAGUGCAAGGAAUGUGGGAAAGCCUUCAUUCAGCCCUCACGCCUUACUGAACAUAUGAGGUGUCACACAGGAGAGAAACCCUUUCAGUGUGACCACUGUGGGAAUGCCUUUGCUUCUUCCUCUUAUCUUACUACACACCUGAGAACCCACACUGGUGAGAAGCCCUUUGAGUGUAACGUAUGUGGAAAAGCAUUUACACGUUCUUCCUACCUUCUUGGUCACAUACGAACUCACACUGGAGAGAAACCCUAUGAAUGUAAAGUAUGUGGGAAAGCCUUCAGUGGACGCUCAUGGCUUACUAUUCAUUUACGAAAACAUACCGGGGAGAAGCCCUAUGCAUGUACAUUAUGUGAAAAAGCCUUCACUAGCUUUGCUCAACUUACUGAGCACACAAAAACUCACACUGGCGAGAAACCCUUUCAGUGUAAGGUAUGUGCAAGAACCUUUAGAAAUUCCUCAUGCCUUAAGACUCACUUUCGAAUUCACACUGGAAUAAAACCCUACAAAUGUAACUUCUGUGGGAAGGACUUCACUGCCCGGUCAGGCCUUACUAAGCAUGUACUCAUUCACAAUGGUGAGAAACCCUAUGACUGUAAGGAGUGUGGGAAAGCAUUUAGUACAUCCUCGGCGCUCGUUGAACAUAUAAGAAUUCACACAGGGGAGAAGCCCUUUGAAUGUUACAAAUGUGGUAAAGCCUUGGCUUAUUCCUCCUCUCUUGUUGCACACUUGAGAUCUCACACUGGAGAGAAGCCCUUUCAGUGUAAUCUGUGUGAGAAAGCAUUUUCCCGAUCUUCUUACCUUCGCAUUCACAUGCGAACUCACACUGGGGAGAAACCCUAUGAAUGUACAGAAUGUGGGAAAACCUUCCCUGAGCGCUCAUGUCUUACUAAGCAUGUAAGGACACAUACUGGGGAAAGGCCAUAUGAAUGUAAGGAGUGUGGGAAAGGUUUCACCAGCUUUGCUCAACUUACAGUACACAUAAAAACUCACAGUAGUGAGAGGCCCUUCAAAUGUAAGCUAUGCACAAAGUCUUUCAGAAAUUCUUCAUCCCUGGAGACCCACUUUCGAAUUCACACUGGAGUAAAACCUUAUAAAUGUACUUACUGUGGGAAAGACUUCACUGCACGCUCAGGCCUUACUAUACAUUUACGAAAUCACACUGGUGAGAAGUCCUAUGCAUGUCAAGAGUGUGGGAAAGCCUUCACUACUUCCUCAGGCCUUAUUGCACAUGUACGAAGUCACAAAGGUGAGAAACCCUUUGAAUGUGACCACUGUGGGAAAGCCUUUGCUUCCUCCUCGUAUCUUAAUGUACAUCUGAAGAUUCACACUGGAGAGAAACCUUUUCAGUGUACAGUGUGUGGAAAGACAUUUACCUGUUCUUCUUACCUUCCUGUUCAUAUGCGAACGCAUACUGGGGAGAAGCCCUUUCAGUGUAUGAUAUGUGGAAAAUCAUUUUUGUGGUCCUCGUACCUUCGUGUUCACAUGCGAAUUCACACUGGAGAGAAGCCCUAUGUAUGUAAGUACUGUGGAAAAGCCUUUACUGAGCACUCAGGCCUUAACAAACAUUUACGAAAACACACCGGAGAGGCACCAUUUGGAGAGAGACCCACACCAUUCAGAGAGACACCCACAGCAUUUGGAGAGACACCUGCGCCUGCAUCUUUUGGAGAGACGACACCAUUUGCAACAACACCCUAUGAAUAUAAGGAAUGUGAGGAAACCUUAAAUAGUGCUGAUGCUAACAUAAGUCCCGACAUUAAUGAACAUGAAAACUCUGGAGAGAAAUGCUUUGUAAGGAAUUCAGAAAAUGUUUCGGGAAGUCCUUGAUCGUUAGCAGUUGCAAUUCAGUUUCAAGAAAUUUUAAGAAUAUAUGCAAUGUAAACCUUCAUUUGUGGCUUGAACUCUGAGGAUGCUCCCUGAAUUUAAGGAACAUGGAAGUGUCAUUGAACUCAAUUUGAAGCUAUGUAGAAUACAAAACAUGCAAGCCUCUUUGUAUUUCCUUGAGUCUUAAUAAAUUUGUGAGGAGUUCCUAUAGAGCGAAUGAAUUUUGUGGAAGUAGUUCUGGCAAGUAGUUUGAUUUCACAGUGAAAAACUAGAUGAAAGGUAGAAGUGCUGUUGGAAAAUCACUUUUUAUGUUAUUUAACUUUGGCUAAGUGGCAUUUUAAACAGAAACUACAUGUAUGUGGUAAGGUAUUUGUUUUACUAUCCUAAAGUCUUAUAUAACAGUCAUGGCUUUCUGGAUGGUUCUUUAGAUAAACUUUGAGUAUUUCAAGUAUUUUACUAUUUGUGUACUUUUAUAACUUUAGUUGUAAGUUUCUAAUUUUCACUGUAGUGUUCCUUAAAGUAUAUUUAAUGUGCUUGAAAAUUGUUUUAAAUUUGGGACCUGAUAUCUGCAUAAUUAAACAUUAAGAAAUGAUAAGGACAAACCCAGUGUAUCCAUCACCUAAUUCAGCUUUUAUUUGUUGUGUCAUGGAUACACUUACUACUGUCUUAUGUUUCAAGUAUAUACUACAUUAGUGUGAACUAAAAAUCACAAGAUCACACAUAAUUUUCACAUACUUAGUCAUCAUCUUUUUUGUACCUUUGUUCAGUUUCUUCCCUUUCCUCCCAAUCCCUAGCCUUUUGUAACUACUAUUCACUCUGUGCUUUGACUUCUUUGGAUUCCACUUGUGAUAUUGUGCGGUGUUUGUCUUAUUGUACCUGGUUUAUUUCACUUUACACAGUGUCCCAGGUUUGAAGUGUAGUAUGGCAGAUGACAGGAUUUCCUCCCAUUUCAGUGGCUAGUAAAACUGCAUUUUAUCCAUUUGUCUGUUUUUUGUUUGUUUUGAGACAAGGUCUCACUGUGUAGUUCAGGCUGGCC